Molecule: messenger RNA, 1917 nt
Organism: Homo sapiens (human)
Lineage: Eukaryota; Metazoa; Chordata; Mammalia; Primates; Hominidae
Gene: CACNG3
Product: calcium voltage-gated channel auxiliary subunit gamma 3
Exons: 4
Coding region: 421-1368 (315 amino acids)
Biological process (GO): intracellular protein localization; calcium ion transmembrane transport; calcium ion transport
Cellular component (GO): membrane; organelle; somatodendritic compartment
Molecular function (GO): PDZ domain binding; ionotropic glutamate receptor binding
Source: RefSeq, marked reviewed
ACACUCACACAGAGACCUCUCUGGGUUUCUUUGCCUUGAGUCUCCCGGGGCUGUGAGAAGCCAGGCGCAUCUCAAACCGAGCUGGCAGCUCCAGGCUCCGGAGCCAUGCCCUGCACGGACCCUCGUCUUUACCACGCUCCUGAGGAAUGAAAGGAACCCAGGGACCCUCAGAAGGCAGCAGUGAUGCGGACCAACCCCCCGGAGCCUGCACCCUUCCGAGGGCCAUAGGCGACCCAGGGAACUGGAGAGAGCUCCAGAAAGGAAAUCCCAGCUUUCCCAAAGUCCCUGUGGAUGCUGACAAAAGGAGACCUGAAUUUUUGGAAGAGCCUGUACUAGGUUACCCGGCUGCAGAGUGAUUUUCCCCUCCGGCACUGACUCUCCCCCUCCAACCCCCAGCCGUCCAGAGUACCAUGAAGAAUUAUGAGGAUGUGUGACAGAGGUAUCCAGAUGUUGAUCACCACUGUAGGAGCCUUUGCCGCUUUUAGUUUAAUGACCAUUGCAGUGGGCACGGACUACUGGUUAUAUUCCAGAGGUGUGUGCAGGACUAAAUCUACAAGUGAUAAUGAAACCAGCAGGAAGAAUGAAGAAGUAAUGACCCAUUCGGGGCUGUGGAGGACCUGCUGCCUAGAAGGGGCUUUCCGAGGCGUGUGCAAGAAAAUCGAUCACUUCCCUGAAGAUGCUGACUACGAACAGGACACAGCCGAAUAUCUCCUGCGAGCUGUGAGGGCCUCCAGUGUCUUCCCCAUCCUCAGUGUCACGCUGCUGUUCUUCGGCGGGCUCUGCGUGGCAGCCAGUGAGUUCCACCGCAGCAGACACAACGUCAUUCUCAGCGCGGGCAUCUUUUUUGUCUCUGCAGGGUUAAGCAACAUCAUUGGCAUCAUAGUUUAUAUAUCAGCCAACGCCGGAGACCCCGGGCAGCGUGACUCCAAAAAAAGUUACUCCUAUGGUUGGUCCUUUUAUUUCGGAGCCUUCUCUUUCAUCAUCGCAGAAAUUGUAGGAGUGGUUGCCGUGCACAUCUAUAUUGAAAAACAUCAGCAGUUACGAGCCAAAUCCCACUCGGAGUUCCUGAAGAAAUCUACUUUUGCCCGCCUCCCACCCUACAGGUAUCGAUUCCGGAGGCGGUCAAGUUCUCGCUCCACCGAGCCCAGAUCCCGAGACCUGUCCCCCAUCAGCAAAGGCUUCCACACCAUCCCUUCCACUGACAUCUCGAUGUUCACCCUCUCCCGGGACCCCUCAAAGAUCACCAUGGGGACCCUCCUCAACUCCGACCGGGACCACGCUUUUCUACAGUUCCACAAUUCCACACCCAAAGAGUUCAAAGAGUCACUGCAUAAUAAUCCGGCCAACAGGCGCACCACGCCCGUCUGAACUGACCUCUGACCUCUGCCCCACGCCCAGCACAGCCUUGGGGGAAGUGUACAGAGAUGUCUCUGAGGUUGCAUGGCAUGGUCCUUGUGAUGGUAUUACUUUUUACAAAGAAUGAAACCAAAUGGACUCAGCCCUCUCCCACAUUUUCCCCUCACCCUCCAAGUCCUAACCCCUCCAUCCUCUCUAACUUUUCAAGCCAAUCCCUUAAUGUCAUUCCUCUCUCUGUGUAUCUGUGCCAGAUGUUUUCCUUUCUUCCUUCUUUACUGGAAGGACCUCCACAUUCUUCCCUCCUUGGAAGAGGACUUUACUAAAAGUCACAGGUGGUGGCCAGGGGGGAUUUCCGAAUCUCCAUCAGGCGCGCUCAUAGUUGUCCCCAUUGUCUACCCACACAAAUCCUCAGGAAACCAACCACCGCCCAGGUGGCCCUGAGGGAGGCAUUCACCUUUAUGUGUUAGAAAAACAUGACCAGAAAUCAAAGAUGUCAGAGCCCCGAAGCAGCUAAUGUAAUAAGCACUCAUGUUAUUAAAGGUUUUGCCUUGUCGUAACCAA